UUAGUAACAAGUGCGCAUCUUAAUUAUUUCUUCCCAUCGAAGCUUUGUACUGGUCUUGCUUUACUGAAAAGUGAUCCGACGCGCCUCCUUAUUAUUUUUCCUCCUCCCCGAUCGCGGAUCCGGCGAUGGCGGAUGAAGAGGCGAAGGAGGUGAACCCGGCGACGGGAUGGCCCUUCUCCCGGCGCUAUCACAAGCUCCUUCAGCGGCGGAAGAAUCUUCCCGUGUGGGCCGACCGGAGCAAGUUCCUCGACGCGCUCGCCAAGAACCAGGUCGUCAUCGUCGCCGCCCCGCCAGGAUCGGGAAAAUCCACCCAGAUUCCACAAUUUGUCAUUGAGGCAGGAUAUGCAAGAAAAGGGAAGAAGGUUGUCUGCGCUCAACCUCGCCGUCUAGUAGCAUCGGCCCUGUCCCGUCGAGUUGCUCAAGAGAUGGACGUGAAGUUGGGAGAGGAAGUGGGGUACUCGUUGCUUUUUGAAGACUGCAGUGGACCGAAGACCACUUUGAAGUACUUAACAGAUGGUGUGCUUCUAAGAGAGGCAAUGUACGAUCGAAUGCUACAAAGUUACAGAGUGGUAAUUCUAGAUGAGGUGCACUUGAGGACCCUAGCCACUGAUAUACUUCUUGCUUACUUCAAGGAUUUGUUCAAAUCAAAAUCCCGAAGCGACCUUAAACUCGUGCUCAUGAGUACUCAGAAUGAAGCGAAAAAGUUAAAAGAUUACUUCAAGGGUUCCCGAAUUGUACAACCACUUCCAUCGCUUCAUCCUCUAGAGAUUAUUCAUUCACAGGAUCCAGUGAGGGACUAUGUGGACGAAGCAGUAGAGAUUGUUUCUCAGAUUAUUGUAUCUGAACCGACCGGUGACAUAAUUGUGUUCCUUACUGGGAAGGAGGAGAUAGAGAGAUGCUGCUGGAAAAUUGAAAAGCUAAUCAUGGACUUGGAAGACAGAAUUGGACCUGUCAAGGUCAUCGCUCUCGAUUCAUUUAUGCCUGUUGAUAUGCAGAAGAAGGUCUUCAAGGCGGCUCCACCUGCAACAAAAAAACUAUCGCCGGCAAUCGAUGGUGUGAUCCAACAUCCACCAAGCCUUGUUGGAAGGAAAAUUAUAGUGUCAACGGAAAUUGCAGAAUCUUCAUUGUCAAUUGAUGGCAUUGUUUACUCCAUCGAUUGUGGGUACACGAAGAAAAAGGUUUACAAUGCAGAUCGUCAUGUCGAGUCCUUGCUGAUUUUACCAAUAUCAAAAGCAAGUGCACAAAGGAGGGCAGGAUGUGCAAGAAGGUCAGCUGGAGGAAAAUGCUUUCGACUUUAUUCCAAGAGUUUUUUGGAGAGAAAUCAGCCUGAAGAUUCCCCAGAGAUUCUCCGAGCAAACCUUGCUGGUUCUAUCCUUCAGCUUAGAAAGCUUGGAUUUCAGGAUUUACUCAAACUUGAUUUGAUGGACCCUCCUCCUGCUGAAACAGUUCUGCAAGCUGUUGAUACCUUGAAAUGCUUAGGUGCUUUGGAUGAUGAGGGUAGUGUGACCAAAUUGGGAGAGCUCAUGAGUGAGUUUCCUUUGGAUCCUCAAAUGGCAAAGAUGCUCAUUGAAAGUCCAAAGUUUUGCUGCUCUAAUGAGAUUCUUUCGAUUGCUGCUAUGCUGUCAGUAUCGAAUUGCUUCCUACGGCCCAUCGAAUGCCAGGAGGCUGCUGAUAAAGCUAAGGCAACGUUCAUGCAUAUGAAUGGCGAUCACCUUAGUCUUCUCAAUGUUUACAACGCAUACAAAUUAAACAAUGGAAAUUCUGCAUGGUGUAAAAGUAAGUUUAUCAGUCAGGCAGUGCUCAAAGCUGCUGACAAUGUCAGGAAUCAGCUCAAGUUGAUCAUGGAUAAGCUUAAUCUUACUCAGUGCAGCCCAAAUUCGAACAGCUCCAACAUUUACAACGACAUUGGAAGGGCAUUGCUAGCAGGUUAUUUCAUGCAGGUCGCGAAGCUCGAUGAUUCAGACAGCUAUGUAACAAUAAAAGGACACCAUGUAGUUGACCUCCAUCCUACAACUUGUUUGUCGUCAAGGCCAGCAUUUGUCAUUUAUCAUGACUUUGUCUUCGCAAGCAAGAAUUUCAUUCGGAUAGUCACAGAUUUUCCUCAGGAAUGGUGAGUUAUUCCAAUCAGAAAAUUAUUAGACCAUCUAACAAAAAGAAAAUAGACUCCAAGGUUUCUUUGUAAAAAAUUUUGAGGGUGAUAAUUGUAGGAUCGAAUCAUGUUAAUUUUAAAAACUUAAUUAUUGUUUAUUUCAUAAAAA
Zingiber officinale is the source of this 2258-nucleotide messenger RNA. RefSeq names its product probable pre-mRNA-splicing factor ATP-dependent RNA helicase DEAH2. The coding region runs from base 126 to 2114 and encodes 662 amino acids. Gene Ontology annotation, molecular function: RNA binding; ATP hydrolysis activity. The record is from RefSeq and is a predicted model, not a curated record. The transcript is spliced from 6 exons. Gene Ontology annotation, cellular component: intracellular anatomical structure. NCBI's taxonomy places the organism in Eukaryota, Viridiplantae, Streptophyta, Magnoliopsida, Zingiberales, Zingiberaceae.